This is a messenger RNA of Aspergillus udagawae, 3042 nucleotides long. RefSeq lists its product as uncharacterized. Bases 1 to 3042 code for a protein of 1013 amino acids. NCBI's taxonomy places the organism in Eukaryota, Fungi, Ascomycota, Eurotiomycetes, Eurotiales, Aspergillaceae. Gene Ontology annotation, biological process: regulation of DNA-templated transcription; iron ion transmembrane transport. Gene Ontology annotation, molecular function: iron ion transmembrane transporter activity; zinc ion binding; DNA-binding transcription factor activity, RNA polymerase II-specific. The transcript has 8 exons. The record is from RefSeq and is a predicted model, not a curated record. Gene Ontology annotation, cellular component: membrane.
AUGGAUCGGUCGAACCGCCUGCUAGCGAUCCGACACUCCAUUGUCUGGCAGAGAGUCCCUGUUGCAGUGUCCUGCGCAUGCUUUGUAGCCCUUCUCAUGCCUUCAUUGCGAGAGUCUGAGCCUAUUGUCUCGGGUUUAUUUCUUGCAGUUGUCCUGCUCGCUUGCAUGGAGAAACUGGCAGCAACAGCCAACACGGUGGCUGUGGAAAGAGACUGGGUCAUCAUUGUUUCAGACACUCUAGCAAUCGAGAGGCAAGAUCUGAAUGCAUCGAUGAGACGGAUAGAUCUAUUCUGCAAGCUUGUGGCCCCUGUGGUGAUAUCGCUCGUCGACGGCUUGUCUACAAAGGUCGCGGUCUGGACGGUCUUGGGUGUGAAUAUUCUUUGUGUCUUUAUUGAAUACAUUGCCAUUGCUCAGGUGUACAAGGCGAUGCCGGAACUCGUGCGGACCGCUUCAGUCCCGACUGAUUAUGGAAGUGGAGCUGUCGAGGAUGCACCCGAACAUCCCACGGCGAGCCAACAGAGUUUGAUUAAAAGCGCAAUUCACCUGGCCAAAGGGGCUGCUUCGCCCUGGCGAGAGUACGCGGCUAGUCCAGUCUUUCUGGCAUCCUUUGCCUUGAGCCUGCUGUACCUUACCGUACUCUCUUUUGGCACCACGAUGGUCACAUAUCUCUUGCAUACGGGGUUCGAUCCUCUGCAGGUCAGCUGUAUGAGAAUCGGCGCUGUCCUCGCGGAAUUGUCUGGCACGUGGGCUGCACCGUUCAUCAUGGGCAGGAUCGGGCCCAUUAGGUCGGGACUGUGGUUCCUCAAUUGGCAACUUGGCUGUUUGGCGACUGCAGCAGUGGCUUUUGCCUUGUAUGACUCGAACUCUCGGCUGGUAGCAGUGAGCCUCAUCAUGGGAGUUGCUUUGAGUCGGAUUGGUCUUUGGGGGUUUGAUUUGUCGGUUCAAUUUCUCGUUCAAGAGGGUGUUGAGGAAGAUGCCCGGGGGCGAUUCUCCUCCACCGAAAUGGGCGUGCAGAACGUCUUUGAGAUGCUCUCAUUUGCAACCACAAUAGCUUUUCCUCUUCCUGAGCAAUUCAAGUAUCCCGUCUUUAUCAGUUACGGGGCGAUUGCGUUGGCAGCCAUAUGUUUUGCGGCAUACGCUCCUCCCAGAGCACGGGGAUUAGGCAGGUCAGGUCCUCGAAGACGAUCCGGCUGCCUGACAUGUCGAGCGCGAAAGGUUCGGUGUGAUGAAGCGAAGCCAAUCUGUGCAAACUGUACCCGACUUCGGCUGGGUUGUGUUUACAAGACGAUUGUGCCCGCAGCCGUCCCGCGACAGGCUAAUGGUCACACAGCUGCUGUGACGGGAAAUCCGACCGCAAACACCUUCCAGAGACCAGAUGCUAGCUAUUUUAGUACGGUGCUACGACCUGAUGGGCAGCAGGCCUAUCGCGCGCCGCAUGCAGCUGACGCUUCGCAAUUGCGACCUGUGGAUAAUGCGGCGACGUCGCCCGGACCAUUUGAUAUGCUUGGUUUCAUGAGCGAGAUUACGUCCGAGUUGGAGCGCAAGCACCUCGAUCUGACCAACGGAUUAUCUGAAUUUACCAAUGCGACGUCUGCCAAGGCGUCGGACGGCACUGCAAAUGUACCACAUACUGAUCGAUCGAUGAGUUGGGACUCGAGUGUUUAUUCAAAGGGAACGCAAUCACAGUCUCCCGCUGCGGAGGGUAUGUGGCCGGAGACUGGAGCCGCGUACGAGGAGCAUCUGCUGGCAUAUUUCCUCAACUCUGAGCCACCGGCGACGAUAUUCGGACCCGUGAACCUCGAAUGGAAAUAUGUGCGUGAGGUUAUCGUAGCGCAAUCGGGCGACUUUCGACCUUUGCGGAAUAGCAUCUACUGUUUUGCAGAGGUGCAUAAGGCCAUCAAGGAAGGGAGUCAGCCUAAUUCGGCAUCGACAUACCACCAGCAGGCAAGUUUGGAAGGGCAGUCAUACUUAUUUGGGCACGUGGAUGAGCCAACGUUGGUCAAGGUCUUUACCACUGUCUUUCUGCUCAUGUUAUCUGAAUCGCUAUCAUCCCCAGACCUGGGCCGCCAUGGUACAUCUUUUCUCCACUCAGCUUACCUAUUGCUUCAGCGCUUUCACAAUCAGAUCCAGUCAUGGACUGGCUUUGGGCGCCUGGUGGUCUCCUGGGUCUCUCUCCUGGAUGUGAAAUCGCUGAUUGCCGGCCGAGAUGGCGAUCCUCUGAUUGAAUUCGGCAGCCUGGCCGAGUUCUCCACCGAGCAAAAUGAAUCGAGUGGUGCCGUUAGCGGACAAUCGUCCACCAGCAGCGGUAUUAUGGACGAUCGUCCGGUAGACAAGAAAGCGACAGAAGAUUACCUUCUGUCGAAACCAGGCUAUCUUGUCUACGACGCCAUUGCGGGGCCCGCAUUUCGCUUCUUCGUUCAAGCCCAGCAAAUUAUCCGGCGGAUCGUGUGCAUCGACCUCCAUCAUCGCAGUCGCGGGACGCUGGGGGACGAAUUUGAGGUCCUGCAGAUCGCCCACAGAGUAGGCGCUGAUCUGGAGACUCUAUGGAACUGCCGGCCACCAGUGCUGGACGUCUACGACCGGCCUGAAGAGCUGCUUGACCCCUUAAGUCAGUCGGUUGCGGACGAGAUAUGCCGCACAUUCCGACAGUAUGUGGCCAACUUUCUGGCGAUUUUCAUCUAUCUGCACCGGGUAGCAUUCGCUAUUUAUCCGCGGACCGAUCGAGUCAACCGCGCUGUGGAUCAAAUCAUCCAGCUGGCGACGGCUGAGUCUGCAAGUACGCAGCGACACCUGCCAGUGAGCUUCUUCUGGCCGCUUUUUAUAGCCGGCCUGGAGGGUACGUUGACUCAGCGGCGGUGGAUCCUGCAGGAGAUGCAGCGCAUGGUGGGCUGUGAUAGCGAUGUGACGCAGCGGCAUCCCAACGCAAGCAAAGUGCUGUUCCUUCUGGAGGAGAUGACGCGGAGACAGGAUGCGUCCCGAACCUGGGCAGACUCGCGGUGCGUGAGGCGCGAACUCUUUACUGAUUUUUAUGUCCUCAUAUAG